This is a messenger RNA of Penicillium lagena, 1287 nucleotides long. RefSeq lists its product as uncharacterized. Bases 1 to 1287 code for a protein of 428 amino acids. The transcript is spliced from 2 exons. Lineage: Eukaryota; Fungi; Ascomycota; Eurotiomycetes; Eurotiales; Aspergillaceae. The record is from RefSeq and is a predicted model, not a curated record.
AUGUCCUACCAAGAUCCUCGACGCCGCCGCGGCGGAGCUGGCGCCGGCUUCAGCUCUUCAGGCAGGCGCACUGCUACGGGGUACUGGCUUCCCCUGGCAUUGACCGUUGGAGUUGCCACCCUCAGCAUUGCGGCCUGGAUUUGGAGCGAAAGAAACGACGACGACGAAGAUGAUCGUCCCCAUGACAACGGGGACGGUCAGUACCCUCCUCCAGGCCCUGUCGGAAACGACUUCCCUCCGCCUGGCUACGGUCCCGGAGAAUAUGCGCGAGGCACUGGGGCAGAGGUGAUACCCGGGCAAGGUGCAUAUGACCCCAGCAUCAUGGCGCGCAUGCAGGGUGCUUUGCGCCGAACCCCCAGCCCGCAACAAAUCUUCGACGGUGCCAGCAGGAGAGUGGUGGCCGGCGUGACUGCUGCGGGUGCCUUUGUUGGUGGCGCUCUCACAUCGAUCCGGGAAGAAAAUCGAGGGGAAAACCGAGGCGACUUUGAGGACCACACCAGAUGGUCGGAGGAGGCCCAAUCCCGAGCGAACGAGCGAAGUCAGCAAGCGACCUUGAGUGGUUCUUUACCAGGCCCCGCGGCAGCUACCGGGCAAUCCUCGUUUGGCAAGAAGAAGACCGUCACAAUCGUUGUAUCUUCCGUUUCUCCCGCUGGUUCCGAUGAAUUCACCUCGGGACAUGCUUCUAUUCUCUCUCACCUUCCAGAAUAUGUUGACAUCGACACUUCGAGAAUUUUCGUUUUGAUCUAUGCCCCGGAUCUGAAACACGCCAUUACCCCAGGAAACGCUUCCCGGCCGACAAUGUCUAGUGCCUCUUCGUACUCGAACAUUGCUCACGAAGAUGCCGCGUCUUCCGGUGAACUUCCUGCUGGUGAUAUGGAUGCUGAGGAACUCGAAGGCACGACCCCCUUCUUCAGGACUUUGUAUUCCCAAGGCCAGACGCUGGUCGAGAAGGAUAGCAUGAUCAUGCCAUUCAGCACCGCGACUGGGUACGUGCACCUUGUGCGCCAUCUCUCCCCAGACCUUGUCUACGUUCAAGAGUCUCUUGCUGGAAACGAGGGUGACGCGGUGCGACACAUCUCGGGAUGGGUCCGUCAAGUCAUUGUCAUCGUUGGAGGUGAGGGUGGCCAUGGCGGUCUCAUUGAUAGCGAUGAUGAAUCCGCUCUAGCCGAUCAGGGAGAAAAAUGGUGGCAGAAAGAAGGCACCACCGGGAUUGGGAAACGGAUUGACGUGGUCGACGUGUUGCGUAUUGGCGAUGACUGGCGCCGACGAGUGCGCGGGUUCGACUAA